Messenger RNA from Psylliodes chrysocephalus, 1296 nucleotides. Lineage: Eukaryota; Metazoa; Arthropoda; Insecta; Coleoptera; Chrysomelidae. The record is from the annotation of a GenBank genome assembly.
CGCCAAUAUAACACAUCUAAGAACACUAUACCGCGGGAAGUAUUCCGAAGUAGUCAAAAAUAUAGAAAAAAUAAAAGUUCCAAAAUAUACUGUCAACCAGCUAGCCAGAAUUCCAAGAUGCUACCGUGCAUUAAGAAGGGUACAAUUUACCAACAACCAGGUGAUCAUUAUGGAUGACGAAAAGUACUUCACACCGAGCAACUCCGAAAUGAAAGAAAAUGAUGGUUUUUAUACUGACAAUAUUGACAAGGUCCCUAAUAAUGUCAGAUAUAAUCAAAAAGCCAAAACACACUGGGGAUGAUAUAUUAUGUUUUGGCCUCCGAGCAAUUACUUGCCCGGAGGUUUUGGCUACUUGGCCAGACCUUACGUCCUGUCACUAUGCAAGGCAAACUCAAAAUUGGCUAGCCAACCAAAACGUAGCAUUUGUUUCGCGAAACGACAAUUCCCUUAACCUUCCUCAUGUUCAACCCAUAGAAGAUUGUUGUGCUCUUUUAUCGCAAAAAGCUUACAAAGGAGGAUGGGAAGCCCAAAAUGAAGAGGAACUUCGACGCCGAAUAUAAAAAGACGAUCCGAGAAAUCGAUUUUAACACUGUCCAAAAUCUGAUGUUAGGUAUUCGCAGGAAGUUGCUCUCUAUGGAUGAUUAUGGCCCUCUUUAUUUAAUUUAAAUUUAUAGUUUUGUUGAUUCUGAAACGUUAAUUGAUUUGAAUCACAAAUAAAUGUAUUUUUUGCCACUUAUUUGGUCUCUGAAAUGUGUGCCACAUCUUAUGGGACAUACAUCAAGCCACCACGGUAUCUGGAGGUAAUGAAAAUCAAUGUAGAAGAUGAAAUUACAUAUAGAUCUCUUAAACAAGCGCUGAACAAUACUGAAAUGGAAUGGUUUUUGAAAAUAAACAGUCAAGGCCAAUUAAGGUAGUUGUGGGAAAGUUGCAUUUAUCUUGUCAACCAGAAAAAAUCAAAGAGGACCUAAAAAAUAUAGGGACUAAAAUACUCGAAGUAAGUCAGCUAUUGAGCAGAGAAGACAGACCGCUCCCACUAUUCAUUCUAGCCUUUAACAAAGAUGUCACACCUCAGCGAAAAUGCAGCCUUUAGAUGGGUCGAUAUUUGGACCGUUUAAAAAGUAUUAUUAUUCUGCCAUGGAUUCGUGGUUGAUGCGUAAUCCAUGACAAGCGAUUACCAUUUAUGAUGUUGGACAAUACAUAAUAUGACAAUAAUUGGGGCUAACUGCAUUUCUUGUCGAAAUAUAAUUAUUAUAUGUAAAUAUAUGGAACACGAAAAGUGUCCAACCAACAUUCAAU